CUCUCUUUUUGUUUACGUCAAUUUUCCACAGAAAUUUCCUUUUUUGUCCCGUUCCCAUUUCUUAACUAGUUCAGUCCCUUUUCUUGUGCUAAUCACAAAAAAAAUGCAAAACCCCAACGAAGACACUGAAUGGAACGACAUCCUGAGGGCCAAAGGGAUCAUCCCGCAAAAAGAAAAGGAAAUUUCAGAGGACCAAAUCGUCUCUAUGUUAGAAGAGACCAUUCAGAAGAAGACACAAGAUGGUAAAAAAAUAGAAGAUCUUGACCUGGAUGAACUGGACGAACUAGAAGACUCGGAAGAUGAAGCGGUUUUAUUGGAAUACAGGCAAAAAAGGAUAGCGGAAAUGAAAGCAUUGGCAGACAAAUCGAAAUUUGGUUAUGUAGGUGAAAUAUCGGCACAAGACUAUGUUGAUGAAGUUAACAAAGCCGGAGAAGGGAUUUGGGUGGUGUUACAUCUGUAUAAACAAGGAAUUCCCUUAUGUGCCCUCAUAAAUGAACAUAUGAGAAACUUAGCUCCGAGGUUUAAAACUGUGAAGUUCCUUAAGUCAAUAUCGACCACAUGUAUACCAAAUUAUCCUGACAGGAAUUUACCCACGAUUUUUGUUUAUUACGAGGGGGAUCUCAAGAAGCAAAUUGUGGGGCCUCUGGAGUUUAGGGGGCCAAAUUUGACACAAGAUGAAUUUGAAUAUUUAUUGGGAAAAACUGGAGCGAUUGAAACAAGUAUUAAAGAUGACCCUAGACCUAAAAUCAAAGAUAAAAUGAUGCAGGAUUUGGCCGAUACAAAUGACUGGAGCCUGUAAAGUUAGACUAAGGUCAAAAAAGUUUUAUUUAUUUUAUAGAGAAGUUUUUAUAAUAUACACUCAAUAAAACAAAAUGUUUUUCUAAUAAUUAAAUAUGUUUAUUUAAA
Molecule: messenger RNA, 906 nt
Organism: Anthonomus grandis grandis
Lineage: Eukaryota; Metazoa; Arthropoda; Insecta; Coleoptera; Curculionidae
Gene: viaf
Product: viral IAP-associated factor homolog
Exons: 4
Coding region: 104-799 (231 amino acids)
Biological process (GO): protein folding
Cellular component (GO): cytoplasm
Source: RefSeq, a predicted model, not a curated record